Messenger RNA from Lasiodiplodia theobromae, 4275 nucleotides. Its product is annotated as Antiviral protein. The transcript has 2 exons. The coding region runs from base 1 to 4275 and encodes 1424 amino acids. Gene Ontology annotation, molecular function: protein binding. Gene Ontology annotation, cellular component: Ski complex. The record is from RefSeq and is a predicted model, not a curated record. NCBI's taxonomy places the organism in Eukaryota, Fungi, Ascomycota, Dothideomycetes, Botryosphaeriales, Botryosphaeriaceae.
AUGGCACCACCUUCUUCCAACAAGGCCGCCCUCAAGGCUGCCAAAGCCGCCAUCGACGCCCAGAAGUGGGACGACGCCAUCACCCACGCGACAGCUGUCCUCGAGAAUGACCCGCAGAACUACUUUGCGCGCCUCUUCCUCGGCCGCGCACUCGACAAGCAGGGCAAGCCGGACGACGCGGCCAAGGCGUACGAAGAGGCGGCGAAAAUCAAGCCGGACGAUGACCAGGCGUGGUUGGGUCUGAGGGGCGUGUACGAAGCGAGGGGAGGGGAACGGGUGGAUGAGCACACGAGGGUCGGGCAGAAGCUGGCGGCUAUCUAUGCGGGGAUGGACGAUGCGCAUAGAGCUCAGAUCGCAGUCGACAAGGUGGUAGAUCUAGCCCGCGCGAAGGGCUCGAAGGCUCAGUACAAGCGCGCGCUCGAGGUGUACCUUCCCACCAGCGACGUUUACGGGUUUCUGGAAGGCCGCGUCCCGCAUCCGAGCGCGACGUACACGCGCAUCGUGGAGAUCGUUGAGCAGGAGGAGAAGGAAAAGAUCAACAAGGAGAUCGGCGAGAGGAGGACGCGACUCGGGGCGCGGAUCGGUCAGGUCACGACGGAAGUUAAGAGGGAGGUGUACGAGGCUAGUCAGCUUGAGGAGCUGUAUCAGGCCGUUGUGGAUUGGACGCAGGACGAUGAGGUGAGGAGGCAGUACGAGGAAAAACUACUGCAGCGUGCGUUUGAUACGUUGGCGGUGCUACCUACUGCGAAGAAGGCGGAGAAGAGAGACCAGGUGCUUAAGCUUGCGCAUGGCAUGGUUAUCAUUAAGCAUCCGUUUGCGCUCGCGUGGAAACUCGAGCUGGAGUGGACGGAUGUGGAGACGCUAUCGGAGUUCGAUGCGAAUGUUGUGAGGGAGUUUGUCGAGUUCUUUCCGGAAGACGGUCUGGCGAGGUUGUUGAAGGGCUACUUGACCAGCGAGAUCGCGCCAUUUCCAUUGAAAUUACCGCAGGAGCAGAAAGAAGGAGAGGAAGAAAAGAAAGAAGAGGAAGAGGAGCCAUUGAGCCAAGAGGAUAGAUUGUUGCUCAUGACAGAAGGACUCGACGACGCGAAGCACUCUCCUCUUGCCCACCGACUGAUGGGUGAAUACUAUCUCCACUUGGAGGAAUUCGAGAGUUCCGUCGAAGUCACCAGGAAAGGACUGAAGAUUGUUACUGCCGAAGCGCAGAAGAGCGGGCUGGAGUUCCAAAACAACAAAGACGCUAUCAAUAGCAUUCUUGCUACGUCACUCAUUCAGUACCAGUCGCCGAAGAAUCAUCCUGAAGCGAAGUCCAUCUUCCACGAGAUACUACAACGCAAGGCUACUUUCACCCCAGCCCUCAUCGGCGUUGGUCUCAUUCUCGAGGAAGAGGAAGAGUACGCGGAAGCAAUUGACUUUUUGAGCAGAGCCCUGGCUCGGGAUCCGGAGAAUGCACGGAUAGGCGCCGAGACGGCUUGGUGUAAGGCUCUCAACGGCGAUCACACCACUGCUCUAGGUGAGCUCGAAACGUAUGUUGAGAAGAUGAAGACGACGGAUCUCAGGUCCCGAGACUUGAGGGCGCAGACGUUAUACCGCAUUGGAAUCUGCAUAUGGGAGAUCGAUCCCACACGACAGGCUCGCAAAGACAGAACAGGAGCAUACGCCAGCUUCUUGCAAGCCAUCAAAACGAAUCCGAGCCUUGCUCCGGCAUAUACCAGCUUGGGUAUCUUUUACCAGGACUAUGCGCGAGACAAGAAGCGCGCAAGACAAUGCUUUCAGAAAGCUUUCGAGCUGUCUCCGUCGGAGCUGGAGGCUGCUGAGCGCCUUGCCCGUUCAUUCGCUGACCAAGGCGACUGGGACAUCGUAGAAGUCAUCGCUGAGCGUGCUAUCGACUCUGGUAAAUGCCGUCCUGCCCCCGGAUCCAAGAAGAAGAAGGGUGUGAGCUGGCCUUUCUCGGCGAUGGGAAUCGUCCAGAUGAACAAACAGGAGUACAGCAAGAGCGUCUACUCUUUCCUCUCGGCGCUGCGCAUCAGCCCAGAUGACUACCACUCCUAUGUUGGCUUGGGCGAGAGUUACCACAACUCUGGCAGGUACAACUCGGCCCUCAGAACCUUCAGGUACGCAGAGGACCCCGCGGAUGGAGUACAGAUGAAGAAGCCCACCGAGAACUGGUUUACGAAGUACAUGCUUGCAAAUGUCAACCGCGAACUCGGCCAGUACGAGGAGGCCAUUGACGGUUACAAGGCCGUUCUAGAGUCGAGGCAAAAUGAGUUUGGUGUUCAAAUUGCAUUGCUUCAGACGCUGGUCGAAAGGGGUUGGCGAUACAUCGAGACAAGUUUCUUCGGCAAAGCUGCGGAUAGUGCGCUGGAAGCGCUGACCAUUGCGAAGGCGGUGGCUGAAUAUAAGCCCGAGGCCUUCAACCUAUGGAAGGCGGUGGGAGAUGCUUGCUCGCUGUUCACAUGGGUUCAGAGCCGGAUCGCGGACCUACCUUUUGAUACAGUAAAGACCUUGCUUGAGACGGCCAUCGAGGUCCAAGAGUUCGACAUGUUCUCCGACAACGAUGGGAUCGGACAAGAGCAGCUUGCGUCGUUAUCUGAACAGUCGGAGGAGGGUUCAUCACCAGCCCGCAAAUGCCUCAACGCGGCGAUUCUUGCCCAAAAGCGGGCAAUUUAUGCCUGCGCUCACGACAUCCACGCUCAAGCUGUUGCAUGGUAUAACCUCGGUUGGACGGAAUACAGAGCCUAUGUGUGCUGCGAGCAAGAUGUUGACCCAGCCGCACAGGGCAAGAAGAGCUUGAAGCUCUUGAAGGCAGCGAUGAGAUGCUUCAAGCGGGCGAUCGAGCUCGAAGCCGGCAAUGCUGAAUUUUGGAAUGCUCUCGGGAUUGUCACCACACAGCUUAAUCCCAAGGUUGCUCAGCACUCCCUCGUUCGAAGCCUGCAUCUGAACGAGCGCAACGCGAAGGUGUGGGUCAAUCUCGGGACACUCUAUCUCUUGGAGAAUGACUAUGAGUUGGCUCACACAGCCUUUGCCCGCGCCCAGUCCACAGAUCCUGACUACCCGCAGGCUUGGUUGGGCGAAGGACUCAUUGCCCUGCUGUGGGGAGAUGCAAAGGAGGCAUUGUCUCACUUCACUCAUGCAUUCGAGAUCAGCGAUGCUUCAUCUCUUGUUGUGAAGAGGCAAUACGCGGUUUCCACCUUCGACCACCUCCUCUCGUCUCCAUCAGCCUCGAGCGACAUCACGAAACUCAUCCAACCCCUCUUCGCUCUCCAACAGUUAUACUCGCAAAAGUCAACAGACAUUCCGCACCGCCAUCUAGCAGCACUGUACCUCGAACGGGUCGGCAGCUACGACGUCGCCAUUUCCGCACUGGAAGAGAUCUGCGCCACCGCCGAAGCCGAGUUCGAGGUUUCGGAAUCGCCUCAAGCUCUCUCCCGUUUUGCGCAAGCCAAGGCCGACCUCGCCCGCAACCGUCUUGCGGCCUCUGACUUCUCGACCGCCGCUGAAGAUGCCGAAACAGCCCUGGAUCUGACGGCUGAAGAAGAAGGCACUGGGAUGAGCGCCGAGGCCCGUCGUAAGGUCCGCCUAGGCGCGCGUCUGACGGCCGGCCUCGCGCAGUACAACCUCAACGCCAUGGACGCCGCCAUCGACCACUUCCGCACCGCGCUUCAGGACAGCGGCUCAGCGCCGGACGUCGUGUGCUCCCUCGCCGAGGUGCUGUGGGCGAAGGGCGGAGCCGAGGAGAAGAGCGUCGCGCGCGACCAGCUCUUCGAGUGCGUGGGCGAGCACCCGGAGCACGUCGGCGCCGUCGUGCUGCUCGGCGCCAUGGCGAGCCUGGACGAGGACGCGGACACGAUGGAUGCCGUGCGGGACGACCUGCAGGCCCUGCGCACCAGACCGGAUCUCGACACGCACCAGCUGAGGCGGAUCGAGAAGGUGCUGGACGCCAUCGCGGAGCUGUCGUCCUCUUCUGGCGGCAGUGGCGCCGAUACCGUGAGGACGGAGGUCCAGACCAGCGUCAUGCUCGCCCCUCACUUGCCUCAUGGCUGGACCCAGCUCGCGGAUCUCGUCGCAGAUGGCCAGCAGACGGAGCAGGAGGUCUAUCCGGCACAGAUGGCGCUUGUCACGGCGAAGAGGGCUGUGCCGCCGAAUGGCCCGCUGCAAGCGGAAGAGCUGGCCGCCGCGUUUGCGGGCGUUGGCACCGUUGCGGAUGCUCAGAGGGCUGUCAUGUGUGCGCCUUGGAGCUCGGGCGCAUGGUCGGCGUUGGGAGACUGUUUAGCGUAG